Molecule: messenger RNA, 2292 nt
Organism: Hydractinia symbiolongicarpus
Lineage: Eukaryota; Metazoa; Cnidaria; Hydrozoa; Anthoathecata; Hydractiniidae
Product: stimulated by retinoic acid gene 6 protein-like
Exons: 1
Coding region: 51-1667 (538 amino acids)
Molecular function (GO): signaling receptor activity; retinol transmembrane transporter activity
Source: RefSeq, a predicted model, not a curated record
GUCAUUGUGCCGAUCUGAGUUCAAUUACAAGUUGUAUUAUCAUUUGACCAAUGUUCCAUGUAAUAUGUAUACUUCAGUUAUAUACAUAUCGACAAACGAAAAAGUUAAAACCGCUGCUACCAUUUUCUUUUUUCACAAAUAAUGAUCACAAAAGGACUUCCACUGUUCUGGCAUUUGGAGCCAUUGCAAACACAUUUAUUGAAAUUUUGAUAUCUAAGAAAAGCUUAAUGUUUGGGACACAGAGUUGGGUUUUUAUACCGUUAACAAAUCUUGUGUCAGUAGCAGAAAUUGGUUUUCUUUAUUUCCCCAUAUUCACCUGCAUCCAUUCUCCGUAUGUUACUUUAGCAUCCGUUCUUGGUGCCAUUUAUACAAUGUUUAUUACAAUUGGGAUUUUUGUCCGCUUGUUUCAUGUCAAAUGUGAAGGUGAAUCCCAGCUGGGUGUUCAAGUAUUGUCAGGAUUUGCGAUUUUACCAGACAUUGUAUGUUCUUUUGGGAUUAUGUUCAAGUUUAUUCAUCAAAUCUUUAAAAGCAUAAAAACAGGCGUUCAUGAAGAACGUAAAGAUAAAAUACUGAAAAAAUAUCAGCAACAGUAUGUUAAAAAACUGUUCAAUCCAUCUCCCUUUGAAGGCUCUUUAAAUUUAUUUACCAAAUAUAUUUAUAAAAAAGAUCCUUAUUUUAAAUUUUCAACGAUCGUUUUAUCAUCUGUGAUAAUUAUCAUCACUUCAUUUUAUCAGAUUGCAAUCACUGGUCUGUUUUACUUGCAUUAUAUGAUAAAAUACUCAGAAAGGUAUUUGGUGAUUCAGAGAGCAAUGUUUCGUGCCAUAAUAACAUCGGCUGCCUUUGUGUUACUGAUUGGUAUGUUACAGUUAUUUUUCUUCAAGAAGACUCAUCGAAAAGAUAUGAGAAAUGUGUACAAAAAAGGUCCCAAAGAAAUAACAAUAUCAAAUACUUCGACCAUUAAGCGAAAUCUAUUUUUUCCUGGUUACUUCAUUGCCCAUAUGGUGUUUGGAAUAGUGGUGUGUUAUCUUAUGUUUAUCUUAUUCAUCGCAAUACCUUUCAUUUUACUGAUGGAGGUAUGUCCUGAUUGCUAUGAAAAAGUUAUUGUUCCAGCAUUAAAAAAGGUUUAUGGUCUUUUUAUUAUACCGAUUGUGAUUUACAUCGUACAACGCAGUCUAGUUUUCUUUGUGUUCAGUCCGAGAAUCAAGAACGAUCAAGAAUUUAUCAGGAAGAUGGGAUUGUAUCACAUUGUUCUUUAUUUUUCAAUGUUCUAUAAUUUACUGCUUGGUGUGUUCUCGUGUUUGUACACCGUCUUCUUAUCCACCAUUGUAAGUCUUGUUUGCUUGGGAAGAAUUGAUCGUAUUGUAAUGAAUCCGAAAUAUUUCAAACGCUUCCAUCGUGGUCAUCUGGCAUAUCUUAGCUUCUUGAAAAUGGAAGGAGUUCAUAAGAAUCCGAUUAUGAGAUGUUUCUGCCACAUCCUUUUUGCGCUGGUAUUCAAUCAACGAUACUUUAAUUCACGCGACACCAAGAUUUUCAGGAUUUCUCCUACUUCAUACAGAGUAUCACCAAGAGCACUCAACCGAUGGCAUCUUGCCGUUAUGUUAAUUCGAAAUCCAGUUUUGAUGCAACAUCGAAUAAAGGCAAAGCAAAGCACCUAUGGAGCCCUUUAAUACGUAAAAUCACAAUAUCUCAUGAAGGCUUCGCAAAAGACUCUCUACUUCUCAGUCUAAACGUUUCGUUGUGUCGCCGAAAGGGAGAGGUGGGGAGAGGACGAUAGUUUAACAACUUAACAACACAGACAAAUGUACAUUAUUCUAACAUUUUUAUUAUUCUAACAUUUUUAUAUAAUAACAUGGCGACGACAACUUGGAAAAGUGGAAAACAUAAUAAACACCCUCUUGAAUAUGAGCUAUCUUUUUUAUUAUAUUAUUACCCCUUUUUUUAUUUUUUUAUUGGUUUCUGAUAUCUAGGUUUUUGUUCAACACAGAUCCACGGACAUAAUAUACAUUGUAUAUAUAUAUCGAACAUUGAUUGGACGUUUUUAUUAGCUUUUUCUCAUCUAUCAUUAAGUCGAUUGAUGUGGGUUAUAGGAGGGCGGAGGGGUGCGAGUGUAGCACUAAAUGCCCUACCCACAUAACUUCUUUCAUGUUGGGUUUUAAGUGAUAAUAUUUUGCUACGAAUGAUGUCCGUUACAUAACAAUUUAAAAUCAUGCCUUAGCGAUGACUGUCAACAAUAGUUUUUGAGUUUUCAAAGAUGCACUGUUUGGCAUAUAUUACUUAUUUCGCCGAAAAAUA